Messenger RNA from Diachasmimorpha longicaudata, 1840 nucleotides. RefSeq lists its product as uncharacterized. Bases 709 to 1017 code for a protein of 102 amino acids. The transcript has 3 exons. NCBI's taxonomy places the organism in Eukaryota, Metazoa, Arthropoda, Insecta, Hymenoptera, Braconidae. The record is from RefSeq and is a predicted model, not a curated record.
CUCUGCACCCGCAACCCCCCCUUGGUAUAAUUAUUGAGACCCCCCAAAAGGGGGAUCCCAAUCCUUACACCAAGUUCGACUCAGGGUCCGCGGGGUCGUCACACCCCGUGUGUAAGGGCGGUUUUACCCGCCAUGACACCCCCUGCGGGACGCAUAUAUUCACCCCAUCUCUUUAUUCCCUCUAAUUUCUGGAAUUAUAUUCCAGUAAAAUACGCAAUAUUUUUUUCAUGCAUCAAUGUAUAACCUUUACCCCAAAACCGUAAGAUUUCUCUCAGCACCCGAUAAUCAUCCGUAUUAUCAUUUCUGGGCCCAAUUCCAUUCAUCUUCUCGCUACCCUAAUUCACAAUUCUAAAUAGAUUAAUGUUUUACAAAUUAGUGUAAAUUUACAAUGAACGAGGGUGUCCCUAGGGAAUUUCGAAAUUUAAAUAAUCGUCGUUGGUGCGCCAGCGAGAUUGAUUGGUAAUUUUUCUCGGUAUCGAUAUCGGGCGCCGCCCGACGUCUUUCUUGGUGCCCAAGAGUAUGCUCUUCCGGGGGGUGGGGUGUCGGAUUAUCGGGUCGCAAUUGCGGGGCGUGUGUCACCAGUCGCUUGGUGACAUUUGACGAACAUUGAAGUUUUUAUAAAUAUUUCUGUGGGUGCGUGUCUAAAUAUUUUUGUGAGUGCGUGUAUAAAUAUUUUUGUGAGGAUUUUUCUCUUUCGAUUGGUGAAGGAUGUCUCAACACGGAUUACUAAGCAAGGUGUCCCGAUCACCAAAUGGGGAUGAGCCUAUUUCCACCGGCGGUGCUUUUACCGGGAUUCGCCCCGAAUCGGGGUAUGGAUCGGGUCGACAGACGGCUCGUCGGUCCCGUCGAUUCACGCCCCGGGACUGGAUAAGUCGAUUAUCCAUUUGUCCUGAUCUCGCCCAGGUGCCGGGCGUCCUCGAGGUUCCGGUCGUCGACGAGGAUCCGGACGUCGUCGUGGAUCCGGACGUCGUCGUGGAUCCGGACGUCGUCUCCCAGAAUCCCGACAGUCGUCGGUGAUUCCGUCUGACUCAGGUGUUGCUCCAUAGUUGUUCCCAACAAUCAUCACAGGGAUCACAAAAUAUUAUUAUUGAAACUGGACGCCACCCUGAUCAGUUAAACACAAGGCAUACUAUCAAUGUUGUGUAAGACUUUAUUAAUCGAAUAGUACCAGACUAUUUUAAACUAUUGCAUCUAUUGGAUAUAUGGGUUCUUCACAUGUUAAACUACAAGACGGAAGUGAAUUAAUUAUGAUUAUAAUAUACAUUUCACCUAAUAACAAAAUGGAUCAUAUCAUUUCAUUUUUACAUGAAAGGUUAUUUCCUUAUAGUCAAACAGGUUCAACAAUUCUUAAAACGAAUAAACAUAAACUACCAUUAUUUUUAGCUGCAUAUUUCAAGGUAAAUUUUGCAAGAGCUGAAUCAAUGCCAUUAAUGACAUUUCUUCAAAAAGAAUUUCAAUGGCAAAUCAAUAACGAUCCAAAAGAAUCUACUACCAAAUAUAGAACAACAAUAGAUGCUCUAUUUGUGAGAUAUCUUGAUGGUGUUUCAUCCAAUACUUUUGUAACGUACUUUAGUUAUCAUCGACCAAUCGUCACAGUAAUACCGGCAGAGGAAAAAUCGAAUAUAACUAUUAUUGAAGCCACAGAUGAAAAUAUUUGAAUUGUGGCAACUUGAUACUAAUAUCGGAUUUUUAUAUCAUGUAAAUAAAUGUUUGUUAAAUAAAGUUACCAUUUACUGUAAGAAUCUCGUAAUACUUCAUUUUUUCAUUAGGCUAUAUUUAAUUCCUGUAAUAAUAUUAUCUUUUAUGCAUAUUACUUGUACACACACGAUGUUUCACAUCU